UUGAGCUCUAUCGUCACCGUCUCGUGGCUCAGUUUCAGAGGCACUCUCAAGUCGUUUCAGACAGGCCAGGUCCUGGGUACCGUUCACCUACACCCAUUUGUCUUUGGAGCUCCUCCGAGAAUCGACAUCCUCCACAGAAUCGUGGUGUGGCAGCGAGCCAAGCGGCGGGAAGGACUCGCAAAGGUGAAGGAUCGAUCGGAGGUCCGGGGCGGAGGGAGGAAACCAUGGAAACAAAAGGGGGGUGGUCGGGCCAGACAGGGCAGCAUCAGAGCCCCUCACUGGCGAGGCGGGGGUGUGGUCCACGGACCGCGAGGCCCGAAAUCCUACGACUACACACUUCCAAAGUACACGCAGGGAGAUCUAACAGUGGUUGAUGCCCUCCAGGUACCCACUCACAGAGUUCGAGAGACACUCCCUAUUCUGGAGAGAGAAGAGUGGUCGUCGGUGUUGAUGGUGGACGGAGGAGAACUGGACAGAAACCUGUGCUACGCAACUCGUAACCUGCAGAAAGUCGACGUACUGCCGUCGAGAGGACUCAAUGUGUACAGCAUCCUGCUGAGGGAUAAACUGGUGCUCAGCAUUGGAGCUGUCAGACAGUUGGAGCAAAGACUGUUACAAGACUGUGUAGAUUGA
Messenger RNA from Geodia barretti, 633 nucleotides. Lineage: Eukaryota; Metazoa; Porifera; Demospongiae; Tetractinellida; Geodiidae. The record is from the annotation of a GenBank genome assembly.